AUGAUUAACACUGAUGGCUUUGUCAUCACAACGACGAACAGGGCUGCUGGUGGAGGUCUGAUCCGCGAUUGCCUAGGAAGAUACCAUGGAGUGUUUGCUGCGAACUAUGGGAACUGCUCCAUAACAAGAGCAGAACAAAAUGCUGCAGAGUUUGGACUCUCGCUGGCUUGGAGUUUGGGAUUCAUGAAGGUGCACCUCUGCCUUGACUCAAGUAUUGCUAUCAACAUCAUCAAGAACAAGAAUGAUGCCGCCCACAAACAUGGUCUUCUCACGCUCGAGAUUAACAGACUUCUGGCUUUGGAUUGGGAUGUACAGAUUUCCCAUUUUUUAGGGAACGCAACAACGCUGCUGAAUUUUUAG
Messenger RNA from Linum tenue, 360 nucleotides. NCBI's taxonomy places the organism in Eukaryota, Viridiplantae, Streptophyta, Magnoliopsida, Malpighiales, Linaceae. The record is from the annotation of a GenBank genome assembly.